AUGGCGAUAGGGCCCAGGGGCGUCGCAAUCGCUAUUUGGGUGUCCUGCGGCGUGUUGCUGGUCGCGGUCGUCUGCCUCACCGUAUUUUUGUUUCGCCAUCAGCGUCGUCGCAAUCUCAAGUCCGCCACUUAUGAUCAGCAGAAGCAGAUCGCAAGUAGUGAUACGUGGGACACUGAGGGCGCGAGUCCUGCCUUGAACCUGGCUGCUCCGUGCGGCAGCACUGCGACGGUAUUGUACCAUGGGUUUCAACGUUGCACUGCAGAGGAGCUGGAGGCGACGCCGUCGCCGACCAGUGCCUGGAGCUUCCCCGCGCCUCUAGUCGUUCACUUGCGUGUCCGUGCCGAGCAGGUGUACAUGGAUGUGUGUGACAUUCUGCUAACCGUCAACCGACUGCGCGACAGUCUGCCGUCCGACCACAGCAGUCAGCAAAUCCUGGGCAACGACGGCUACUACCACCAGGACUAUCUUCUCUACACGGCGCCACUGGAGUUCUGCGAGGCAGGUGUGUACGUUAUCCAGGCCCAUACGGUGCAUCCAGUGAAGGAGGUGGUUGGCGCCGUGCACCAGUUCGUGUACGUGGUGACUGGGAUGGCCCCAUCCAAUGAGCGAAAACCACCCCCGUCGCCGGCGAAUGUGCCUCUGCUCACGUAUGCGGCCGGUAGCGCAGCAGGCAAUCCCACAAAGGCGAUCGAUAUCAAUAUUGCGCGGCGACAGGCGGAACGGGCACACCCCAGUGAGGAUGCCUUUCAACAGGCCGCGCACGUAGACCCAUCUGCGCAUAGACAGACUUCUUUUUCUGCCACGGUGGCACCCUCAGCGGCCACCACCGGUGGCGUGCCGCUGCCGCCGGUCAUCUCCCCCAGCGGGGGUGAGGUCACCACGUCCACGGAGAUCAUCAUCACACCACACGAACUGAGCACAACACCCGAUCAGCUGCGGUACAGCGUUGACGGAAGCUACCCCACCCUGCUCUACACGGCUCCGUUCAAGGUGAGUCUGCCGCCACCGUCGCUGCUUCCUUCGCAGCGCCGCCAGGUGAUUGUGCAGGCCAUCGCCGUGCACGCUGCCGCUGCGUCACCAGGCAAGGACUCUACUGUUAUUUCGGCGUCCUCAUGGGUGCCCGGUGGAAGAGUGAGCUCUAUCUCUCGCGCCGUGCUGCAGGUGCGAUCUGCUGGGCUGUCGUACUUUGACCCGCAGGUGCCGACGCCGUCCAUGCGGCUACGCGCCACGGAUGCGAUUUUGUACUUUGACGAAUCACACAACCCGCCACAGACGCAGACACUCUACGAACUUGUCUUUGUGAACGAGUCUCGGCGAAAGGUAAAGUUUAGUGGGCAGCGCGCGUGUUUUUACGACGGAAAUCCCAUUGCGCUGACGGAGAACGUUGCUACUGUGCAUGCGUGGACGGUAAUGAGCAGCGAUGCAGCAGCGGCACGGUUCAGUGGCGGCUCCGGCGCUGACACGGCAGAUCGCGUGCGCAGCGUACCAACCAUCUACGACUGCAGCCGAGGGGCCCUCGAGCAUGGCAAGCUUAGUCGCCGGCGGAUGGAGCAGUACAACAUCCAUCCUGAGCAGCUCCUUCCGCCGCCGGUGCUUUGUGUGUCGUGCAACGAGAUGAAGCUGGCUUUUGACGACCCGCCAGCAAACAGCCGCAUCGUCUACACGCUGAACGACACCGAACCGGUGCUGUGUGACGUGAACCCGCCGGCGUGCGCAGUACCGAUGAGCAAUGACACCUGCGGUUCUCGCCAGCGGCAAGGAGGAAAGAGAGAGGACCAUGUUAGCCCCAUUCUCGGUGAUCGGGACGGUGCGCACACCUACGUAUAUCAGCCAGGCAAAUACAUCCACGUGACGCUCAUGGAAAGUCAGCCCGUCUACGUGACGGCGCGUGUGUUCGUGCCGAUUUUUGAGGGCGACGACGGAGCUCUGUACGGUGGAAGAGGAGCGCAGGGAGGCAGCUGCUUGGGUAGCGGGAAACUGCUGGGAUACCGCUACGGCGGCGUCUUUCAUCGCGGAUUUUACUUCAACAGCAGCUAA
Messenger RNA from Leishmania braziliensis MHOM/BR/75/M2904, 2037 nucleotides. RefSeq lists its product as hypothetical. NCBI's taxonomy places the organism in Eukaryota, Euglenozoa, Kinetoplastea, Trypanosomatida, Trypanosomatidae. The coding region runs from base 1 to 2037 and encodes 678 amino acids. The transcript has a single exon. The record is from RefSeq and is a predicted model, not a curated record.